Molecule: messenger RNA, 5090 nt
Organism: Pocillopora meandrina
Lineage: Eukaryota; Metazoa; Cnidaria; Anthozoa; Scleractinia; Pocilloporidae
Source: the annotation of a GenBank genome assembly
AUGGGGGACUGGGAAGAGGUCAUGUUCCGGUUCAGUGACGUCAGUACCAUCCGGGUUAUUUACAACAGGAAGGCGGGCGCUCCAAAUAAGGACAAAACAGACUUUGACAAGUUCUUAAUGGGGACAACUUACAAUACGGUCAAGAACAUCCACGGGUUUUACAAGUACAGCCCGGCAGAUCACAAUAAGAGGAAUCCCUCUUCUGGUUUUGCCACAAUAUCCAACUUGUACUACUAUUUAAGUGGCGGAAUAUCUGAAGGUCAUGUCGGCUCAGACAAGUGGAUUGACAUGUGGCAUAGUGCCGAAAGCUCAAACAACUACGUCACUUCCGACGACAGCCGCGCGCGUGGUACCAAGUGUAUCGCGGGCUACUGUUAUCUGAACAAACCAAUCUGGGUAAUGGUGCGAUAGGAACAAACUAUUGUUGAAAACAAAGAAAAGGUGCUGUUUAGUUUCUUUAAGGUGUAGGGAUUUAAGAAAAAAUGCUGUUUUGCGAAAGCUAACUAAACUGCGUUGUCUUAUUAAUAAGAGCUAAUCAGAAGACUUGAUACUAAUGUCGAUCAUUAUAAAGGAUUACCAUAAUCUCGGUGUGGCUGCUUCGAAUAAAUAUUUUUAAAGAUACAGAUAUACGGGUUGUCUUUUUAAUUGCGUUCUCUAUUAGCUUAUAUCUUCUGUCUCUCGUAAAGUGCCUUCUGAUUUUAACAUUCUCGGUAUCUUUAACCCUCUUGAUAAGUUGUGGAAAUGCACAGCACUUCGCUAACCUCAAUUUUAUGUUGUUGCCCUUUUCUUGUUUGUAAUUGAGCGAAAAUACUUAUUCGUUAUACUUCUGUUUCUGUUUUGUUCCACCUUUUUCCCGACCGAGUGAUAUCGCGUCAUGAAACUUAGAAAGCCAGUUGCUAAGUUUUAGUCUUUAACGUUUGUUUAUUUAAAGUCUGAAAAUAGCCAAAGAUAUUUUAUUGGCAACUCAUUCAUAGUAUGAAAUGAUUGGCAUGAGGGACAAUUCCCUAAAACACUGAUUGGUGCAGGAAUACAGCAAUGCUGUGAUCUGAUUAGUGCGAGAGACACACUCUAAAGAACAAUCUGAUUGGUGCGAGAGAUAUACUUUAGUAAGCAAUCUGAUUCGCGCGAGCAAUAUACCACUCUGUGGGAAAAAAAUCUUAAAGAAGAUGGCAGCUGGGAAGAAGUCUCUGAAUCCAGUUGAUCAUAUGAAUGCAACCCAAACCAAUUAAAGGCCAAAAGCGACGGAAGAGAAAAUCUGGGUUGAGUUAGCAAAAUGGCGGCUGAGUGCAACCCAAACCAAUUAAAGGCCAAAAGCGACGGAAGAGAAAAUCUGGGUUGAGUUAACAAAAUGGCGGCUGAGGCGAUGUAUAAUUGAAACCGACUUCAAGUAAAUCUCUAAAGCUAAAUAAUACUACUGCGAGGAGAAUCUCUAAAGAGUAGUGAUAGAAGAAAAAUGACACUUUUCAGCGGGAAUUGUGUUCACGUGACAAGUCACAGCAAUGUUAAUGUUCCACGAUAAACCGUGAUCUAAGACCCCCAUCCUCGAAUUAGAAAAGAUAAGGCAAUUAUAAGAGUUCGAGAACGAAAGGCACCAGUACGCUGCCAUUUAAAAAGUGUUGCGAGGCGUUUCUAUGUUACUGCCCUAAGAGCCCUUGCGCGCAACGGUGACUCGUCAAUUCUAGAGGGACUGAUGCCGGCAAAUCGAUUCUAAAUGAACUAGCGUGACCUGUACGUCACGCUAUCCUUAUCAAAAACUGUCGAAUAGCACAAAUCCUUCCUUCAGUGACACCAGGGGCAUGAGCUCUUCAUACAUUUAUGCAAACAGUAAUGUACAUCGUGAGUUUUUGUGGAAAUAUACUGACAAAACCAAAUUGGCUUUGAGAGAUAUCGCCGAUAAAAUGCGCCGUUCAAAAUAAGAGGUUGGUGUAUGACAAGCGAAAAAGCAGACCACGAAAACAAACAAGCAAGAAACGAUCAUAACAAAUUGUCUGAACCGCUCUCAUGCCGUUUUUUCUCGUUCUGAUGAAAUGCAAAUAUUCAACUAACUUAAAAUGCUCGUGUCUUGAAACUCUGUUUUUAUUCAAAAGAAACUUUCAGGAAAAGAAGAGGAAGCCAAGAUGUUUCGAUUAUUUCGUGCCCUAAGCUUCGUUUUUAUCCUGGGUACCUUUGCAGUCUCAAAGAACCAAUUUGUAAGUGGGAAUUUUUUGUUAGUGAAUACGAAGGCAUAUCGUCCUUUGUGGAUGAACACAUGUUAUUAAAUAUUCAUGCUGAACCCGGCAAGUUUAUUGCUUAAACUCGUGCGCUACACAGUUUAGAGUCGUACCACGGUAUUCGAGAUCUCCCUUUUUUCAGGGCUCGAAGAAUGGAACACAGCAAAUUCAGUGUGGAAAGUCUGUUUUGAAGGACAGUUGUUCCUGCCGCGACGGUAUGAACGUAUCACAACUUGCUGAGUUUGAUAUUGUGCCCAAGUGGAACUUUCUAUUUCUUUAUAUUUCAUAUUUUUCUUUUACAUUAACGACCCUUUUUCACGCUUGUCUUUUCAGGGAGAGACGGCAGAGAUGGUCAAAACGGUAUGGAAUAACCGAGAAAAAUAUUGGAUAGUUAAGUCGCACUUUAAAGUUUUUUUUUGUAAUAAACACUAAAUAACUGGGUGAGAGCGUUCUGCCAGCAAUGCAUAGUCAAGAACAGAGUGCGCUUGUAAACGGCUAGAUAUCUCCAAAAGGAUGGUUGAAAUGCUAAAAUGUCCCUCGAAAAUAUCUUAUGCUUCAUGAAAGUCACUCGUAUUUUCUUGUCUUUGAUUGAAGGAAAAGAUGGCCGCGAUGGACGCGACGGGAAAAUGGGAAUAAAGGUUGGUGUAAAGAUAUGACCAAAGAAAUGAAUGACAAACGCCACAACCCAAAAUAGAAAAAAAGGAAAGACAGAUAAAGAGAAUGUUCUUUCAAAUCACAAACCACUUUCAAACUAAAGGAAUAUUGUUUACAGAAUUCCGAAUUCGAGUUGAAUCAUAUGCAUAUUUUGGGCAAAUUUACCGGUGAGCUUAAUUUUAUUUGUAGAGACUGAAACAGACUCCUCACGAGUUACAUAGACGUUAUUUGAGCUAAAAGUGAAGUAAUAAGAUUGCUGAGUAUUAUAAAUACAUAUCCUUGAAAUUUUGACGAUUCUCUGUCCUCGUGUUGAAUUAUUUUCUACAAAUCAAAAGCGACAGUAAGAAAAGUGUCUAAACUUCAAUUUUCUUAAAGCGUCACCUAGUACAUGUAUAGCAUUUUAAAUAUACCUUUUUUAAUAAUAUAUUUUGGGAUGAAAAAGGCCAACAAGGUCUCUGUAAAGAAAGUGUAGGAAAAAUGCUGUCAAGUUGCGUGACUCACUUGAUUUUUAUCUCCAAAGCUGACAAUUUUUUUGUAUCAUUGAUUAGUAAUUAUUAUCUCAGUCACAAGUUUUAACGAAAAGUUUCUUCUUUUCAGGGAGAUAAAGGACAACGAGGACCGAAGGGAAAUGACGGGAUGAACGGCUUAAAGGUUGGUGUUUAAAUUUCUUACAAACUUAACUUCAAAACCACAAAAAGGACAAAAUAAUAGAACUUAUUUGUAGAAGCAACAAGAAGUAUGAUUGUGAUGUAAUAUUUCUUGUUCAAUACUUAGGGAAUCAAAGGGGAGCAGGGCUUUCAUGGGAAAGAUGGAAUAAAUGGAACAAAGGACAGUCGAUGAUUUUUCCUAAGAAACCUUAGUACGAGUUCUCUCUCUUUUUUUUUUUUUUUUUUUUUAAAUAACACUCAAAGUUAACUUAUCUGCCAAACGACAAAAAAGCGUAAAAAAAAUUUUUAAAAAAUUGAGAAAGAAGGAAAAAAGCAGUUCCUUAGUUGGGGGAACUCAUUAGGCGUUCCACAAAAAAAAAACCAACUGAAAAAUGGCAAAAGAAAAAAACAGUCCUCUGGUUAAAGGUUUAGCUAUAAGGUUUGGUAAACCGUGGCCAUUUAAAAGCAUUGUCGUUACUUAGUUGCAAGUAAAAUUCUGUGCCUACUGUCGCACCACUACCAAAGAGUUCUGUGGCCAUCGCUCAAAUAUCUACUAAAUAGAUUUCUACAGUGAACUAAUUUUUUUUUUUUUUAUUCAUGAAUUGAACACUUUGAGUUUCUAUUUUGUCAGGGUCAAAAAGGUGAAACCGGUCCAGCGGGUAAAUCACCACAAGGUGCCAUCAAGUUUGGUGACACCGCUGAAAAAUGUACUAUGCGAACUGCUGGCACCGUUCGUUACAAUGCUUCCCAAAAUGCUUUGCAGCUCUGCGAUGGAAGCGCUUGGUUGCCACUUGUGACUGGAAAGAAAGGUCACGUGGCUAGCAGACCUGGCCGUCACUGUAUGGAGAUCCUAAAAUCAGGUUAAAUCAUGAUUCUUUGAAGUUUCGAAGCUGAUUGAGCUUUGAAAGACAUUAAGAGACCAUCUCAAAUAAUAUUAAUGGUCUUUUUUUCAGGUAGCAGUGAUGGUAGCGGACUUUACUGGAUCGAUCCAAACGGAGGUUCGUCAAGUGACUCUUUCCAGGCUUUUUGCGACAUGGAGACUGAUAGUGGAGGUUGGACACUAGUUGCCACGAAGGUGUCCCCAAGCUUCGUCUUCGUCACAACAGUAUUCUCAGCGUCAGCGGCAAAAACCACAGACGCAGAUGCAGCAAGUCACAUUCACCCUGACAUGGGGGACUGGGAGGAGGUCUUGUUCCGGUUUCAUGACCUCAAUACUAUCCGAGUAAUUUAUAACAGGAAGGCAGGCGCUCCAAAUAAGGACAAAACAGACUUUGACAAGUUCUUGAUGGGGACAACUUAUAAUACACACAAGAACAUCCACGGGUUUUACAAGUACAGCCCGGCAGAUCAAAAUAAGAGGAAUCCCUCUUCUGGUUUUGCCACAAUAUCCAAGCUGGUCUUCUAUUCUAGACACGGAAUAUCUGAAACUCACCCUGGCUCAGACAAGUGGAUUGACAUGUGGAAUAGUGCUGACGGCUCAAACAACUACGUCACUUCCGACGACAGCCGCGCGCGUGGUACCAAGUGUAUCGCAGGCUACUGUUAUCUGAACAAACCAAUCUGGGUGAUGGUGCGAUAG